Molecule: messenger RNA, 750 nt
Organism: Rhagoletis zephyria (snowberry fruit fly)
Lineage: Eukaryota; Metazoa; Arthropoda; Insecta; Diptera; Tephritidae
Product: hydroxysteroid 17-beta dehydrogenase 12 spidey
Cellular component (GO): endoplasmic reticulum
Molecular function (GO): oxidoreductase activity
Source: RefSeq, a predicted model, not a curated record
CUCGCAAAGAGGGGAUUUAACUUGGUGCUAAUCAGUCGCUCGCUAACCAAAUUGGAAGAUGUAGCCAAGAAAAUCGGCGAGGACCACAAAGUCGAUAUUAAAAUCGUCGAUGUCGAUUUCACGGGUGGCGUGGAGAUUUACGACAAGAUCAAGGCACGCAUAGAGGGCCUUGACAUUGGUGUACUCGUCAACAAUGUCGGCGUUUCAUAUCCUUACCCAGAAUACUUCCUAGAAUGCUAUCAGCAAGAUCCUAAAUUCUUACAAAACAUUAUUUCGGUAAACAUACACUCCGUGACACACAUGUGCGCCUUAGUUUUGCCUGUCAUGGUGAAUAGAAAGAAAGGUGUAAUCAUCAAUGUCUCGUCAACUGCCGCGGUUAUACCAAAUCCACUGCUUAGCGUUUACAGCGGCUCCAAGGCUUUCGUUGACAAAUUCAGUGUCGAUUUACAAACGGAAUACCGUAGUAAAGGUAUCACAGUGCAAUGCGUUCAGCCGGGCUUUGUUGCCACCAAUAUGAGCAAGAUAAAAAGAACGGAUCUAAUGACGCCAUCACCCGACACAUAUGUCGCUGCAGCUCUCAACUUUUUGGGAUAUACCACGAAAACUGCUGCCUAUUUGCCACACAUUUUUUUGCAGUUGACUUUGAAUCUCAUGAAUGAUGUCAUCUGUGAACCCUUCACUACGAACUUCGUCUUCAAUCAAUUGUUGACUAUGCGCAAACGCGCCUUGCGUAAACAGCAGAAGCAAUAG